GCCCCCUUCGCGGCUCCCUCGGCGCUCGGUCCGGUGCCGGCGCUCGGCCGCCGUCCUGCGGCGCGGCGGAGCUGCCGCCAUGGAGCGGGAGCGUGCGGGCGGCGCGACGAAGUUGCUGGCGGCGGCGCAGGCGCAGCUGGCGGGGCGGCGGCUGGCGGCAGCGGAGGAGCUGUACAGCCGCUUCAUCGCCUACGGCGCGGGGCCUGGGUACGUGCCGGGGCGGAGGCUGUGGGUGUGUGGAACGGGGACCGUCUGUCGUAAUGGCUGCUCUCUGUCCCCGCGCAGCGCCGACCACCACCUCGCCACCGCCCUCAACGACCGGGGCCACAUCAAGUACUUACGAGUAGAGUUCGCCGCCGCCAUGGAGGACUACACGGCCGCCAUCGAGUGCCAGCCCGGCUUCGAGGUGCCCUACUACAACCGCGGCCUGGUGCUCUACCGGCUGGGAUGCUUUGAUGACGCCAUGAAAGAUUUCAGGAAAGUAUUAGAGUUAAACCCCCAGUUUGAAGAUGCUGCACUGGGUCUAAAGCAGGCUAUUCUUGAUAAAGAAGAAAAACAAAAGCGGGGUUAUUGAAAAUUCGGCUACUGGUGUGCAAAAACGUGGGAUUCUUGACAUCGAUGGAUGAAGCACAGGAUCAUUUGCAUCUGUUACGGCCUGCUAAAGAAACCCUGUUUGGGGUAAAUAAGUUAAAAAUGGAUUAUGGUUGCAAAGUGAACUAUUUUUGUAUAUUCUUAGUGUUGAGGAAAAGCAUAAUGUUAGAUCUCCGUGAGACACUUGUAGAGAUUUUUGUACAGAAGUAGUUUAUAAACACACUGGAAGCCUACUGACAGCAGAUGAAGUCUGUAGUUCUCUUGUUAUAACUGUUUCUGUACUCUCAUAGAUUGUUUUGAACAGCCUUUCAUAGGGAAGAAAAAUCACUAAAACAUGUAAGUACUUAAGAUUGGAGCUUGUGAGAAGUACAGUGAUUUAAUAAUGAUAGUGUUUGUCCAUGUUCAGAUGUAAAUUUAAGCUAAAUAUGCAGUUAGUUACAAGGUGGUGUACUGGAGAUGUUGCAGUAACUGAUUUCAGAGUGUUUCUGUAUUAAAAAACACUUAACAGAAACACUGAGAUUUCUUUAGGAAACACCAUCUGUACCUGGCAUGGGGAAUGUGGCACAAGCAUUCAGUCCUCUGUAAGUUGAUUCACCCGUUGAGGUGGUUUUAAAUUACCUGAACAGGCAGGAUCUAAUUUUUUUAAUCCUGUUGUAAAAAUAUUGGACAGAGUAAUAAUUGAAUGAAUAAAAAUGAACACAUAAUUUUAAUCUCA
This is a messenger RNA of Pezoporus flaviventris, 1306 nucleotides long. It is a transcript of the gene TTC32, whose product is annotated as tetratricopeptide repeat domain 32. NCBI's taxonomy places the organism in Eukaryota, Metazoa, Chordata, Aves, Psittaciformes, Psittacidae. Gene Ontology annotation, molecular function: protein binding. The record is from RefSeq and is a predicted model, not a curated record. The coding region runs from base 80 to 574 and encodes 164 amino acids. The transcript is spliced from 2 exons.